Molecule: messenger RNA, 1455 nt
Organism: Plectropomus leopardus (leopard coralgrouper)
Lineage: Eukaryota; Metazoa; Chordata; Actinopteri; Perciformes; Serranidae
Source: RefSeq, a predicted model, not a curated record
AAAAUUGUCCAUGUCAUGACUUGCCUCCACCAUGUGCUCACAAUCUCUCCCUCCAUCCCAUCCCAGAACAACUGGGUGCCCCGGCGAGGCGACCAGGGCCCAAAGACCAUCGACCAGAUCCACAAAGAUGCUGAGCUGGAGGAGCACAGGGAGCAGAUGAAGGUGCAGCAAGCCCUCAUCUCCAAGAAGGAUUCUGGUGGUGGCCCCGGAGGCAGGAUGGGCGGAGGUCCCGGGGGUCGCGGGGGCCCUCACACACCAGGCCGUGGCGCUCCUCCCCAGGACGAGGGCUGGAAUACAGUGCCCAUCUCCAAGAACCGACCUAUCGAUACCUCUCGCCUUAGCAAAAUCACUAAGACUCCUGUUCUCGACUUCAACAAUCAGUUGCUCGCUCCAGGAGGUAAAGGCACAUGGGGGAGCUGGGGUAAGGGCAGCAGCGGUGGCACCAGUGCCAAACCUGCAGAUUCUGGUGCAGAGCCAGGCGGCCGUCCAGCCACCAGCACUCUGAACAGGUUCUCAGCCUUACAGCAGCCGUCGUCCUCCUCAGGCCCCUCCCUGGACUCAGACAGACGAGUUCCUCAGAGAAACAGCUCGAGUCGAGAGCGCAGCGAUCGCUUUGACCGCUCAGACCGCUCCGAUCGUGGCAGCGAUCGAUUUGACAGACGGGAUGAGCGGCGGGACGACCGUGACAGAAACCGGCUGCAGGUCACCAAGCGCAGCUUCAGUCGGGAGAACGAAGAGAGGAGCCGGGAGAGAGAGCAGCGCGGGUCGGCCGAUCCUGUUCGCCGGGUAGCGAGCAUGACGGAUGACAGAGGCAGCAGAGAGAGAGCCAGGAGUAAAGAGAAUGCAGUCAAGCGGGAGACAGCUGCCACCCCUCCACCUCCCCAGACCCCCACCAAGCCUGCCUUGACCGAGGAGGAGCUGACCAAGAAGUCCACAGCCAUCAUCGAGGAGUACCUCCAUAUCAACGACAUGAAGGAGGCUGUGCAGUGUGUGCAGGAGCUGAACAGCACUCAGCUGCUCUUUGUGUUUGUACGAAACGGGCUGGAGUCGACGCUGGAGCGCAGCACCAUCGCCAGGGAGCACAUGGGCAUGCUUCUGCAACAGCUCAUCAAGAACAACCUCCUCCCAACACAGCAGUACUACAUGGGGCUUCAGGAAAUCCUGGAGGUGGCUGAAGACAUGGCGAUAGACAUCCCCCACAUCUGGCUGUACCUGGCAGAGCUGAUCACUCCCAUGCUCCAUGAGGGAGGCAUCCCCAUGGGAGAGCUUUUCAGGGAGAUUUCAAAGCCUUUAAUCCCUCUGGGACAAGCUGGAGUCCUGCUGGUCCAAAUCCUCACUUUACUCUGCAAAGGAAUGAGCCAUAAAAAGGUGGGCGUGAUGUGGAGGGAGGCCGGCCUCCGGUGGAAAGACUUCCUCCCAGAGGACGUAGAUGUCAACAAGUUCGUGACAGAAAAG